Lineus longissimus is the source of this 1270-nucleotide messenger RNA. RefSeq names its product transmembrane protein 272-like. NCBI's taxonomy places the organism in Eukaryota, Metazoa, Nemertea, Pilidiophora, Heteronemertea, Lineidae. The record is from RefSeq and is a predicted model, not a curated record. The transcript is spliced from 5 exons. The coding region runs from base 105 to 722 and encodes 205 amino acids.
AUAUAUAAUCCCUGCCCCACUUAGUAGACAACACCAUUGGCUAUAUGAGUAGGUUAGGUGUCUAUCAAGUGUCUAUAUUCUGAUAGUGUCCGCCUGUAGAAAUAAUGGAUACACCACCAGAAUACGAUGUUGCGGUUGAUUUGGAAACCAACGAGAAAGAUUCACCGCCAACCUAUGACUCUCUCUUUGGCAAAGUAAGGGCAGCAAAGAAUGAAUCACAGGGAAACGUGACCUUCGUGAAGAAGGUCAUGGUCAUCUUCUGUUCAUCAAUUGGCUGCACCAUAUGUAUUGCUUUGAUGAUGGCCAUCCCGGUAUCAAUGAUCGCCAUUGGGGUUCUCUAUCUGAAUUCCUGUAACAUCGAGAGGUUCAUUCCAAUCUACCUGAUCGUCGGAGGCUGCUUCGGUGUUCUGAAAAAUUUAUCGAAUCUCGUUCAGAAUAUUUGCAACAGGAAGCAGGAUAAAGAAGACGAGAAUGCCAAGACGAAUCCAUUUGAUGGGCUCGUUAGCUGCUUCUUAUUGGCCUGGUUUAUUGCGGGCAAUGUUUGGAUCUAUCGCGUUUACAACCAAGUCAACUACGAAAACGCCGCAAGUCCUAACUAUUGUCAUCCGACCCUUUAUCUCUACGCGUUCUGGGUGACCACAGCAAGUUAUAUCGUCCUCGCCUCGACAUGUUGUUGCGUCUGUUUUGUUGGCUGUGUCUCCUUGUGUUGUAGUCGGAAGUAAUACCCUAUUAAAGUAAACUCAUACUCAUGGAGGAAUCGCUGGGUGAAUAUUGCAACCUUGAAGGCCGCUGCUCCGAUGCCUGCCUCUCAGCCAGCUCCAUCACCCAAAAUCCGACCACAGAGUGAACAGCGUGCCUCUCAACCCAAAUAAGACGUACCCUCUUAGAAAUAAAGGUUUUUUAGCUCUUGAAAAAGCUUUAAUGGUUUUUUUGGCCAACACAAAUAUAUGCCGUCGAGGUUUUUCGGCGAAUAUCCUAUCGCUAAUAUUUUUCAUUUCUGCAAACCGUUUAAAACAUUUAAACCUCAUUUAGCUAGACUCAUGCAGUCCAUUUUGUCGUCCUGAUCGAUCGUCAUCCUAAUCGAGGCCGCUGGUCCACCGCGUCCGGAGUGUAUAUAUUCAGCUUAAUAUCACUGUAUCAGCAAGAUGAAUUUCCUUUUAUGUAUAACCUUACGAACCUUCUUAUUUGUAUAAAUGAUUUGUUUGUCAAGUACAAACUUGGAUGUACAUGUUACUAAUAUGACUUAUAUUCAUGUAAUAAAUCUAAUUAA